GAUUGGGGGAAGAGUGCUACGGCUGUGGUGUCACGACCAGGUCUUCGGAAUCGGGCGUCCGCAUCGAGGUUGUAUCGACGACAUGACGCCAGUGCCAAUGUUGAAGGGCCGUCCAGUGAUAUAAAGAUGAGCUUCCUGGACUACCAUGAAAUCGAUUCUUCAUCCACCAUCGCUCAGCUUUCCAUUGCUCAAGUCGUUCGACAUUCAGUCGCUCCUAAUUCUCCUCAUCGAAAUCCCGCUCAUCCCCGGAUCAAUCCGCAAUGACUUUCAAGAUGCAGCGCAUCAACAUCCUCAACGCGCUGGCGUUGGCAGGCAGCACCUUUGCUCUUCCCGCCCCUGACCCUCAGCUCCUUAGCAUCAACUUGGGUGGUGGAGCAACAGCUACCGUCACAGCCACUGUGACUCUGUCUCCUUCGGUAUGCCUCGCGACCUCCGGAGGUGGUGUGGGAUCCGUUCCCGUCACUCUGGCUCUUCCGAGCACCACCGUGAGGACCAGUCUUCCAGUGACUCUCCCAACGACGACUACAAACUCCGCCGGCGUGGUUGUUACUGGUGGCGUUUCUCUGGGCGCGAGUACCAGCCUUCCGAUCACCGUUGCUCUCCCUAGCACCACUUUGACCACCAGCGUGGGUGCUUCUAUCCCAACCUCCAUCGCAGCCAUCACUGCUAGCCUUCCUGGAGUGAGCGUCGGGGCUGGCGUCAACCCUUCAGGUGUCAGCGUUGGUCUAGGCCUUGGAGGAGGAAGUACGUCCGCUGUUCCGGUCACCGUCUCUCUUCCCUCGACAACUGUCGCUACUAGCCUUCCGGUAACCUUAGCCACCACCCCUAUCCCAACAACAUUGCCCGUCACAGUUGCACUCCCGUCUACUACAGCUACUACCAACGUCGGUCUCACUCUUCCGGCCGUCUCCAUCGGCGCUGGUAUCAACCCAACCUCAGGAGUCAGUGUUGGUCUAGGCCUUGGGGGAGGAAGCACCUCAGCUGUUCCGGUCACCGUCUCGCUUCCUUCGACCACUGUCGCUACUAGCCUUCCGGUGACAUUGGCCACCACCCCUAUCCCAACAACAUUGCCCGUCACAGUUGCACUCCCGUCUACUACAGCUACUACCAACGUCGGUCUCACUCUUCCGGCCGUCUCCAUCGGCGCUGGCGUUAACCCAACUUCAGGAGUGAGCGUUGGUCUAGGCCUUGGAGGAGGAAGUACAUCGGCUCUUCCAGUCACCGUCGCGCUUCCGUCAACGACUGUCGCAACUAGCGUACCAGUGACACUGGCAACUACCCCUAUCCCGACCACUCUCCCGGUCACUGUCGCUCUGCCAUCGACAACUGCAACUGCCAACAUUGGCGUCACCCUUCCAGCCGUUUCCGUCAGUGCUAGCCUUCCUGGGGUUGGUGUUGGUGCUGGAGUUAACCCAACUUCGGGAGUUAGCCUCGGUGUUAGCGUCAACCCAACCACUGCCGUCCCAGUUACAGUUUCGCUCCCGAGCACAACCGUUACGACCAAUCUUGCUGUCACGGGUGCUACGACGCCAAUCCCAACCACUCUUCCGGUCACCGUUGCUCUGCCAUCGACGACUGCAACCACGAACCUUGCCGUGACGAUUCCAAGUGUUAGUGUUGGUGCAGGUGUCGGUGUCGGCUCGACCCCAAGUGUCAGUGUUGGUGCUGGUGUCGGUGUGAGCCCGACGACUGCUCUUCCAAUCACGAUCGCUCUUCCGUCCACCACCGUUGCUACCAACAUUCCGGCCACGCUCGCAACCACACCUCUCCCGACCACUCUCCCAGUCACCGUCGCUCUUCCUACGACUACAUUGACAGCAAGUCUUGGUGUUACACUCCCAGCGGCGACUGCCCCUGCCGCCACUGCAGGCGUCUGCCCACCCUCGACUGCUGGCAUGACAUGCCCUGCCAACUACCAAAUGUCGUGCUGCCCUGCCAGUGGCUCUCUCCUUUCUGCUUGUGUCACGUUAAACUCGAUGACGACUUGUGCCUCUGGCACCGUCCCUCAGUGCUGCGCCAGCAGCAUUCUUGGCAUCAACCUCCCGUGUAUCGCAGUUUCGGCCUCAAUCUAAGUUUGGAAGCAUUGAACGGCGAUGGGAAUUUUACAGCCCGUAGAGACAUCAUGGUCAGGACAGUAGAAGCGAACGGAAUUUCCUAUUUCCGACAAUUAUUGUACUUGACGGGUUGGGAUUAUAUUGGGACAGUGGAUGCGAACGACGCAAUAAUUCUAACUCACGAUCAUUACACUCGACGAUUGGGAUGAGGCUUUCCUUAAUAAUGUACAACAAAAAAUAUCAAUAAUACACUCCUUUACAAUACGAGCCUUGAAGCUCUCUGCUCCUACCGUACUCUUGCUCGCUCCGCAGUUAUCCACAAGGCAGCGAGAAGAAAAUAUGCGA
Baudoinia panamericana UAMH 10762 is the source of this 2399-nucleotide messenger RNA. RefSeq lists its product as uncharacterized. NCBI's taxonomy places the organism in Eukaryota, Fungi, Ascomycota, Dothideomycetes, Mycosphaerellales, Teratosphaeriaceae. Bases 261 to 2072 code for a protein of 603 amino acids. The record is from RefSeq and is a predicted model, not a curated record. The transcript is spliced from 3 exons.